AUGGAGAGGCUCGCGGCAAGCAUUCAUAGUUACCAAGUUUUUCAUUCAUUUUUUUUUUUUGUCAGAGAUAACUUGGUGCCAAAGUAUGAAUGUUUACAGACUGAUAUCAGUCCAUGGCUUGAGGCUAAGCCUGAUCUGACAAAUGUGGAAGACGUCAGAACAGCAAUCGAAAGUCUACGAUUACGACUUCGUCAAAGGCUGGCAGACAAGAAGGGCUUGGAAGAGCAGAAUGAAAAAGAAAGUGUUGAAGAACUGCAACAGGUUGAAAGUGACAUUUCUGACAUAUAUUUGCAACUACACCAACGUUUUGAGGAUGAAAAUAAAUUUUUGGCGGAAUUGGCCAAGUCUACAUCAGAACACUUCCCUGAGCUUCCAAUAGCUCAUCCUGAACUGGGAAUUUCAGGAUUUUUGACAUCUAAUGGGCUGGUGAAACCAGGAAGAGAGUUGGAACAUUAUCCACACUACGACUCUGUUUCUUCUGUUAGCCAUGACAAGUGUUCUGUUAUCAAGACUGAAUUUGCUGGAAGGCCUUGUAUAUUGAAGGAGCUGAAUGUAGACAGAGAGGUGGGAGGCAUUGAAACUCUGCAAAGAAAAGCUGUUCACUUCCACAGUGUUGAUAACCCUUCCCUGAUGUCCUUGGAUGCUUUCUUUGUUACGGGAAACAGGGCAUUUGUUCAAAUGCCUGUUUUGAUGAGUGGUGAAGAAUGGCUUGCAUCUCAUGAGUGCUCGUCGGAGGUAAGCAUACAUUGACAGUCUGGUAGUUCCUUCUGGUGCCGUAUCUUUACCAGAAUAUUACUCAAGACAUAAACAAAACUGAAAUUUCGUUUUGUUUAUAACCGUUUUAAAUGUAAACCUUCUCUGAAGUAUGAACCAGAGUACUUCUUGCUUUCCAUUUGGGGGGAAGGGGAGGGAUGGAGUAGGGGACGGGGGAGAGGGGGAAGAGGGGUGAACGAGUGAUCGAUGGUGAGGAUUUAAGCAACUCAGUGUCUUGCGUUCUUUCACUGGCUUGCUCAUGUUGUACCACCCGCGAUCUUCCAGACUCUAUGUCCCACAUCAACAUUGGGAUUAAGAGGAGACUACAGUGAACUUGACUGCAUAAAUGCUAACUUGUAGCACAAACAAUUCUAAGCGCCAGUUAUAUAAGAGGCAAACAACAACGUGAAAUGACCACAUUUUAUGUAUUUUUGAGAACGAGAAGUACGACGGCUAAUUUUUCGUAUAUCUAUUGGGAAUUGAAUGCUGUCAUAU
This is a messenger RNA of Orbicella faveolata, 1248 nucleotides long. RefSeq lists its product as uncharacterized. The record is from RefSeq and is a predicted model, not a curated record. Gene Ontology annotation, cellular component: nuclear pore; nuclear pore cytoplasmic filaments. Lineage: Eukaryota; Metazoa; Cnidaria; Anthozoa; Scleractinia; Merulinidae. Gene Ontology annotation, molecular function: ATP binding; structural constituent of nuclear pore; protein kinase activity. Gene Ontology annotation, biological process: protein phosphorylation; telomere tethering at nuclear periphery; protein import into nucleus.